GGGGUGUGGGUGGGAAGGUUGUAAAAAAGAUGGCCGCCUCCGUCUCGGGCUACACUUUCAGUUCUUUAGUUUAUCAUCACGCUAACAGCCCCUCGGACCAUGAAGGUUUUCUUUUGGGAGAUGUGAAACAACUCGAGACUUUCAGUAUUAGUGAUUCACAAAUCAGCAACACAGAGCUUCUGCAAGUAAUAGAAAUCCAUAACCAUGAGCCUGGUUACCAACUCUUUAGCUUUUAUGACUAUGCAGGAAGAGUUGAUGAAGAAAGCCUGGAUAGAAUCCUGAAAGGGAGGAGGAAAAAUGUUAUUGGCUGGUACAGAUUUAGAAGGAAUACGCAGCAGCAAAUGUCCUACAGAGAACACAUUAUCCAUAAGCAGCUGACAAACAUCCUCGGAGUGCCUGAUCUAGUCUUCCUUCUAUUUAGCUUCAUCUCCACAGCAAACAACUCAACACAUGCAUUGGAAUAUGUGCUCUUUAGGUCUAAUCGCCGGUAUGAUCAGAGAGUUUCACUCGCUAUUCCAAAUUUGGGGAACACUAGCCAACAAGAGUAUAAGAGUUCCUCAGUGCCAAACACAUCGUGGAAUUAUGACAAGGUGGUAACAGAACAUGGGGCUGAGUUCUUUGACAAAGAUGGGGUGAUUAAAGAUAUCCGGGCCAUUUAUCAGGUGUACAAUGCACUUCAGGAAAAACUGCAAACUGUAUGUGGAGAAGUGGAAAAAAGUGAACGAACAGUUGAAAGUUAUCUACUCGAAGUGGACAAACUGAAAAAACAAAUAGCACGUCGGAAAAGAGAGAUUGCAGAUGAAAAGAAACUUCAAGAAGCUGCACUGAACAGAGGAUUAGCUGAAGAAAAUUCAGCACAUGUGCCUACUCCGAGGUUCUGUCCUGGACAAGCAAUGGAAGUGCAUAUGCAGGAAAGCUCGGACUUCCCUGUUGCUCUAUUGCCUAAUUCUGAUCAUUCUGAUGUUACAGCUAGGGGCAAUUUGCAGGUGAUUAGUAGCGUUUAUGUGCCUCGGUUACAGGGUGUGGGUUCUACUGGUAAACCUUCAACAAGCGCAAUUGCACCUAACUAUUAUGGAAUCAGAAUUGGGAGUCCCCAGUCACAAAAAGCACAUGGAGACGGUCUUAAUAAAGAAGAGGACAAUUAUGAAAGCUUACACGAACCUUCAGAAACAUCUGACAAUGAACAUGCUGCAUUGGGUGACAUGUGUCUGAAUUCACAUCCAGAUGAAGAUACAAGUGGCCCUCAAACUUCACAAAUAUAACAGACUCUUAGGCACUAAUUUUGUGAUGCACAUUAAUUUGGAAGAAAUGAGAAAGAUGGUGUUCAGGCCAAGCAAUUGAAUUGAUGUGUCACAGGAAGGUUUCUGUGCGCAGAAAGCUUAAAUAUUCUACAUGUGAUGGCCAUUGCAUAGUGAAAAGUGUGCUUUCAGAUAACUGGGAUGUAGGAUUAUUUGUCUGUACUAUUUGGAAAGAUUCACAUGUAAUAGCCAAAAAUUGCUUCCAAUGGCACAACACAACUGUUGGCACACAAUGUAAGCACCAGAUAUUUUGUUUUUUUUUAAAAUGUGGUAUCACAGGUUAAACCAAUCGCUGCUGGGUCUGUACCUAAUGAAGAAUUUGUUUUAAAUUGACAAUACUGUACCUCUUGCACUAUAUUUUGUUUUGCCUUUUUUGCAGGCUCACAAAAGGGAAUGUUGUCAGUGGUCUUCAAAAUUUAUCCCAUUAAGAGCCAAAUUAGUGCUUGUUGAAUUCUUCAUAGCCUAAUUGGAGCAAAAAUGAUUAUAUGGUUGCUUUAGCUUGCACGCAAGAUUAUCUGUGAACAAAACUAAUUUGAAAAUUUUGGACUGGUGUAAGUGUACUGCAUUACUACACUGAACCAUCCAGUCCUUUUAAAAAUGAGAGUGUAAAUUGCCAAUUAUAUAGUCUGAAAGACUUGGUUUCUUCAUCAAUAAUGUGCCUGACUGGUGUUAGUAAAGCAAAAUUUGUAUAUAAAAACAUUCACUGCUCCUGCUUACUAGAAUUAUUGCUAUAUUCCAUUUUGAGUGCUCUAAAUUUCUUGAUGUUAUUGCAAUUCAUUUUGCCAAAUUUUGUCUUUUCUAAGAAGCUGCAGAGAGGUUUCACUUCAUAAAAUAUGAUCGUCACAAAUUUGCUCAUGGAUUCAGUGAUAAAGGAAAAUUGAAAUUAAUAGAAGCAUCCCUUACAGGAGAAAAUGAAAAAUUAAGUGUUUUGAUUUACCAGCUCCUUAUUUUACCCAAAUGGCAUUGCCAAACAUGAAAGCUAUCAAGUUAACUUUAUGAAAUCCAUUAAACCUUUGUACAUUGGAGUAGUUGUUUAAUCUUGGAAAAGGUGACAAUCUUUUUUACAACUUGUGACAAGGAUUUAUGGAGAAUUUCCUUUGCGCUAUAUUUGCCAAUCACAGGGAGCUUUGACAUUAAUGUACCCAAUCCUGUACUCAGGAAUUUCUCAUGUGCACAAAUGUACAUGUAUAUAUAGAAUGUAAUGCACUGUAUCUGCUUCAAAAUGAGAGUUAACUCCAAGCCAGUUUUGUAAAUCUGAAGGAACCCACGAUGGUAAAUUUCUGGUCAAGAUUUAUCUAACUAUAUUUGAAACACAUUUUUUCUUAAAGUUUGUGCUUGAUGAAGAAAGUGUACUUUACCCAAGUGUGUUUUAAGCCUUGAGUAGGUUUUCAACCUGUACAAUACCAAUUUUAUUCUCUCCCUUUUUUUCCCCCUGUAACAAAUCUGAUUUGGUGUGCAUUGCAACUGAUUAGUUUGCUUUUAUGAAUGUUUCAGCUUGACAUGCCAACAAACAUGAAAGGAAAAUAUGUUAGUGAUUGAUGUGUUCUUUUUCUUCAGUAUUUGGCUGAUCCCUGAAUGAUGCUAUAUUUUUGUAUAACCAGAACAGCGCCAAUAUUUAUAUUUUCCAAAUUACAAGAGUAUGCUUGUUGCCAUCUAAUGAUAGGACUUGUGGUGACAGAAUUUUGCACAAGAUUUAAAUUUCAAUGUUGCUAUAGCUUGCUGAAUUCAAGUUUGUGAUAUUUGGGAAUGGUGAUUACAGAAAGUUUGCAAGUGAAGCAUUUAAAAUUGGACAAUGUAAAUUUUAUCCUAAUCAAAACUAAUAUAAAUUUAGAUCUAAAAGAUAAGCUGUUACUGCAGUAAUAUGAUGAACUGGAAGAAAUUAACCUGAGCUUUAGGGUCCCAUUUUAUUUGCAAAAAAAAUUAUAAAAUUAGUUUUUUGAAGUCCGUCAAGGUGCAUCUAGUUUCAAUGGUAGAUGUACUAAAAUAGUUAAUUUGAGAUUAAAAAUAAAUGUUUCAGAAUCUAAUUUAUCCUGUAAUAUUUGUUCCGUAACUUCUAAAUUGAGGCUCUGCACACUCGCAGCUAUCAAAUUGUUACAGCUUGGUUACAGUGGUGCAUUAUUUUAUGCACUCUCAGAUCGGUCAGUGUUGCCUGUUAGUGAUGCAGAAAGUGGUCUGAAUAUUAUAUACAGUGUAAUUCUGCCACUGUGUGCACAUUUGGAGACAGAUCCUUUCUCCACCACUGUCAUCCCUUAAAGCAUCAACUUUCAGUUUUAAAUGGUGCCUGUUUUAAUUUUCAGCAAGCUUAAGUUCCAUGGUUCCAGAAAUGUUAAGAACCAGUGUUUGUGGCUGUAAAUAUUGCUUGGGACCUAUGUAAAUGCAAAUCUCUGUUCAUAUUUUUCCCAGUUAAAUCCUAAUUUGUUAAAUUUAAAUUCAUGUUUUUAGUUGUGUCAACCACAUUUUUCAGCAUUUGUGAACUAUAAAGUUGUGUUCCCCCACACCCCUCCACUGUAUACAAAAACUUUGAACUCAUUGGUAUUAGGGAUACUGUCUCUUUUGUGGACAAUGACUGCACUCUCAUUUUGAUCUAAGCUGCAGGAACAAAAUUAAAUAUAAGUGUUGAAUGCACCCAUUUAACAUUCAUUUCAAAUUGUAUUUGCUUAAUCCAUUAUUACUGGUUUUCUGAAACACCGUAAUUUCUCAUUUUUAAAAGCUGCGCAAAUGGCAGCUAUUUUACAAAGCUGUACUGUCACAGAAUAUUUAAGCUACAAUUGCAGUAAUAUUUUGUGGUGUUCAUAGAACUGUACUAAGAAUGAUUCCUGGUGAAGUUUUGGUAAUAAAUGUUUCAUGUCUAGAAUCCAUACAUCACUGACUAACCAGUUUCUGAUGAUUGAUAUCCCAAAGAUGCUCCCAUAAAAUCAGACAAAACAGUGAUUGAUCCUCAUUGAGGACCAAAUCUUUCUCUGAAAUUAGUAAAGCUAACCAACGUGGAAUAUAUUCUAGCCAUUCAUUUGUGCUCAGAAUAGUUUUGAGGGAGAAGCUGAAUACUUGCACCAUUUACUAUUUUUAGAGAAGGAAGCUCCAAUAGUUACUGACCCAGCUUGUGGUAUAACAUUGGAAUGUUGAUAAUGACAGUGGUGAUACCAUGUCCAGUGGCCAUUUCACCAGAGAGGAAGGUUCUCAAUAUCAUAUGCUACAUAAUUUUGAAUGCCAGUGUUGGUAUUUAGUAAAAUGUACUUAGGUUAGAUUGAUUCAGAAUUAUAAAGUAUUCACUGGCAGUUUAGAAAGUUACAGUGAACAAAUCUUAGCAUUGCACUGUCUGAAAUAUCUGGAGUCAGCAAGUUAGUGCUAAAUGAUAAUGUGGAAAGAAUGAAGAUUGUUAAUUUUUUUAUAAUAUGCAUAUACACAAUAUUGUAUAGAGUCUGUAAAAUAAGUGGCAAAGGAAAAUGCUUCAUGGAUAUUAUCUUCACUGUCCUUGGAAAUUAUUGAACAAUUGAAAAUAAAAAAAAGUGA
Molecule: messenger RNA, 4808 nt
Organism: Stegostoma tigrinum
Lineage: Eukaryota; Metazoa; Chordata; Chondrichthyes; Orectolobiformes; Stegostomatidae
Gene: abraxas2
Product: abraxas 2, BRISC complex subunit
Exons: 9
Coding region: 30-1262 (410 amino acids)
Biological process (GO): mitotic spindle assembly; protein K63-linked deubiquitination; attachment of spindle microtubules to kinetochore
Cellular component (GO): nucleus
Molecular function (GO): microtubule binding; polyubiquitin modification-dependent protein binding
Source: RefSeq, a predicted model, not a curated record